This is a messenger RNA of Penaeus monodon (black tiger shrimp), 552 nucleotides long. RefSeq lists its product as uncharacterized. NCBI's taxonomy places the organism in Eukaryota, Metazoa, Arthropoda, Malacostraca, Decapoda, Penaeidae. The transcript has a single exon. The record is from RefSeq and is a predicted model, not a curated record. The coding region runs from base 119 to 475 and encodes 118 amino acids.
UGUGAAAGCCUCAAAGGAAGCACGUCAAGUCUAUGGAAAGCAGUACGACAAAGGAAAGAAGGUGGAAUUCCAGCCGACUGAAGGUGCAUUGGUGUGGUACUUUGAGCACAGGCACAAGAUGGGCGGUCUACCUCCUCUCACUAGGAAAUGGAGAGGUCCUGCCAGGAUUACGAGACGACUAGGUCCAGUUGCUUUUGAGAUUGAAGACCUUGAAACAGAAGUCCAGUUAAAAGCCCACCUGAAUCACCCGAAGGCUUAUCAUCCACCGGCAGAACUGUCAUAUGGCACGAGUGACAGUGAUGGAGAAGAGGAUGAUGAUAGAGAUGAUCCGAACCCGCCAAACCCAGACGACCCUUGGGUUGCUGUGCUGACCUCUCUGGUGAUGGAGCCAGGGUUUGAUGCCGAUAGGCGUGACUGCCGAGACACGCGACCCUCAGGAAACCCGUACCCAGAUGAGCAGAUGAUGCAGCACUAACUCCUUUUUGUAUUGUUUGUAUUGUCUGUUUAUGAUUUAAUGUGCAAGACACGUUCAGCUGUCUGCACUAUGUUAGU